Saccharomyces paradoxus is the source of this 1158-nucleotide messenger RNA. RefSeq names its product Aim39p (gene AIM39). Lineage: Eukaryota; Fungi; Ascomycota; Saccharomycetes; Saccharomycetales; Saccharomycetaceae. The record is from RefSeq and is a predicted model, not a curated record. The transcript has 2 exons. The coding region runs from base 1 to 1158 and encodes 385 amino acids.
AUGUGGGGGUUAUGCAAGGACUAUUUUCCGAGCAGUAAAAUUCAAGUGCAAGAGAGAAAUAAAGCAUUAAAACUGAAGAAAAGUGGCAGCGAACAUAACAAGAAGAAGGAAAAAAGAGGGGUAAUGAUACGGUUCACGGUUCUACGUAAUACUAAGACACCUCUACUUUCUGCGAGAAGUAUAUGCUUAUUUGCCCAGGCGCCCACCGGCAGGCAGAUUCGGUGUAAUACCUUGAAUAAAGCCAUUACAACUAAAAUACUUUUAUUUACAGCAUCAAAAAGACAUGUUCAUGAUGGCAAGCAUUUUUUUACGACACCACAUCAGCAGCAACAGACGAAGUCGGGGGAAACUGAAGAGGGAAACCGUCCUAACUUAGAAGAGGACUUGAAAAGCAUUGGUCAAGCAAUAACACACCAACGAAACAAGCGCCGAAAACAAAUAUGGUCCGCCAUAUUCGGAGGUAUAUUCGGCGUGAUAAUAGGAUACUCAGUAAUCUAUAAAGUGGUGUAUUUAAAGGAACAAAGUUUCUUACCAUUGUUUCCUUCAUCCAAGAUACGUAAGCUGAGUGCAAGAGAUUUGAAAAGGGUUGACGUAAACCAGGUACAGAAGCUUUCUAAAUUACGGGUUUUAGAGAUAUUAUCUGGUCAUGAAAUGAUUAAAGAACAAUACGGAGUGCCGUUACUAGAUAAAGACGGAAAUUCACCCACGUUAAACGAGUUCAGCAUGUGGUGUGAAGACCAAGAUCCAUGUGUAACUGGUAUUGUAAUGGAACCUGACGAUCAAAGAGAUAGUUCACACACUUGGUAUAGAAUACCCUUUGUUUGCAAGUGGAGGAUAACACACCGGCCGAUAAGCAUUCGGAGGACUAUCGACGAUUUGCUGAACCGCAUUGGUUUAGAAACAGCGGAUUUAUUUGAGAUAAUAUCGCCCGAGAGGGUAUACGGAUCGUUCAAGUACGAAUACCCACUACAAGGGGACUCACAUGCAUUGCACCUUUGGUUCCACGGUGAAAUCGAACUGGACGAUGAUUCUUUGAUUGUAUAUAAUGGAAAAUUUCACGUUGAUGUUAAACUGCAAGAAAUUGAUCUGUUCAGGCGUGAAAAGAACGGGCAAUUAGUGCAGUACGUUCUAUACAAAAACGAUGCCAGCGACAAAUGA